GCGCAGGCGUUGUUCAGUCGCCCGCGCGACCGCGCUGCUGCCGGCCGCGCGCCAUGGAUGAAGCCAGAGUUAGAGACCGCGCGCCGCUUACCGUCAUAGUGGCUCCCAGCAACGCGUCCCCGCCUCGGCUGUCCCCGGCGGAUCUCCUCCCAGAUGGUGACGCGGCCUUCCAUCCACUUUCAGCAGUCAACGGUCGCCUCACACCGCCAGGCUUAGAGCCAGCGUCGUACGCCACAUUAACACCCCUCCUCCCGCUCCCCCCUAUCAGUACUGUAUCAGAUAAAUUUGCCUAUCAUGCUGGUGGUACGUUCACGGUUAUACAACAGCAGCAUUCCUAUGCGUCAUUGUCCCCAGCGGCGUACAAUGAGCCUUUGUCACCACAAUCAGCGUACAGUAGGCGGAGUGCUUCGCCCAACUCGUUCGAGAGAAGAUCCCCUACGCCGCCUUUGCCCAGUCCAGGGCUAGAUCUCAAUGCGGCAUUACUGGCAAGAGAAGAAGCCCAGCAGACACAACCGAUACAAUCGCCAGAAUUGAAUGAUACGGAAGAAAUAAAUACGAAAGAAUUAGCUCAAAGGAUAAGUGGAGAACUGAAGAGGUAUUCAAUACCACAAGCGAUUUUCGCUCAGAGGGUCCUCUGUCGGUCACAAGGAACUUUGAGUGAUUUGUUACGAAAUCCAAAACCAUGGUCAAAGCUAAAAUCAGGGAGGGAAACGUUUAGGCGGAUGUGGAAAUGGCUGCAGGAGCCGGAGUUUCAGAGAAUGUCAGCGUUACGACUAGCAGCGGCCCAGAUUCCACAGAGAGGCAGCUGCAAGCGCAAGGAGGAUAUAGUUUCGGAUACCCAUCAUUCACAGAAGAAGCCGCGUUUGGUUUUCACAGACCUCCAGCGGCGUACUCUACAAGCUAUUUUUAAGGAAACAAAGCGACCCUCAAAAGAAAUGCAAGUGACGAUAGCGAGGCAAUUAGGUUUAGAGCCGACCACCGUAGGUAACUUCUUUAUGAACGCACGCAGAAGAUCCAUGGACAAAUGGAGAGACGACGACAUACCUUCCACAGAGUUGGACCAGCAGUGCGAUCCAAAUGAUUUGGAUCACGUACCCAGUUUAGACUCGGCAGAGUCAGAGGAAGAUCACGACGACCAGGAUGAUCAUCUCUUGUGACGCAAUAUCCACUCACAGCAUUUAUUAGUGCUUUGAGAAGAUUUAGUGGAGUAUAAGGACACUGCAAUAACGCUGAAUGAUCAGUGCUUUAAGAAUUCGGGUAACUGCUUUGUUUUUCUAUUGAGAAAUGAUAAGUUGUAAAAAUCACUGUUUAAAUUUCUCUUGCCCAAUGGAACGGUCAGGAGAGUUUCAAAGAUUUAUCAGGUAACUAUUACUGAGGUGGAAUAACUACUAUAUUGUCUAGUCAGCAACGCUUAGUUAUACUUAUUACCACUAUUGUUUACCAUACUAUAUUAUAAAGCGCUUACUAGUAUUACCGUGUUCGUUACCAUGGUUACCAUUUUUUAUAUGAAAAUCCAGUCACGGUAACAAUACGUUACUAGCUUACGUGUAAUACGGCCGCCACCUCACAUCCAAAGAACAUUUUAUAUCAAAAUUUUACUGUUUAAAGUUUGACACAACUUAGCAUAGCCUGAACCGUUUUCUAUUGACGUCAUCUCUUACCUUCUGUUAUAGGUAAGUUAUUGGGAUCCGCUAUCAAUUGUACAGAUAUAUAUAAAUGAUCUCCAGUCGAUUGUUCUAGUCACAUAAUGUUUAGUUUACAUUGCUAGUAAAAUUUAUUUAUACAUUGACGUUUGAAUUCACUUUUAUUUCUAUUUAGUCAUACCAGCCGUAAUGUUUACUCUCACUGUCUCUUGUCUAUAUAUAUAUACAUAUAAUUUAUCAAUGUUGCAGUAAAUAUAUGAAGCAUAGAACAUUUGAAUUUGUUUACAUGUCUUUCUAAAAUGAAAUAAUAACCACUUUAGACUUGAGAUAAGCAAAAGCUCGUGUAGGUUGUAGUCCAAAAGAGACAAUCUAGUCAUAUGCAUUGUUAACAAUGUACAACAAAACAAAUUCUUGAUAGAUUUACGUAAUAAAAAGCAAUCUUAAAAGCGGGCUUUUACAAAUGACCAGGAACUAAAUAUAGAAUCUCCUUUCAUUGAAGAAAAACUUCUCAGAGGUAAGCAUUAUGGCUUUGCAAUAAACGUUUAUGUAAGCCUACAAAAAUAUCCUUCCAGAAGCAAUAUUUUACCUUUGAAUUCAAAUGUUAGGCUUGUUAAUAACUCGUGCUAAACUGUUCGGUAUUUAGAUCUUUAUAUUGAAGUUUUGUAUCGGAAAGUUCUUGACUUAGCACUUGCAACAACGCUUUUCGAUUGCUUUAGUAAAAAUAUCCGAUUUGAUCGGAUCAAAACAGUAUUACUUGUCAAAAUGUACAGAAGUCACGGCAUAUUUUGUAUGCGCACUUUAAAAACAGAUUUUAUGUAAUCUUUGCAAGGUAUUUUGUUUAUAAAAGUUAGAGCUGUAAGGAGUAUUCAUAUUUGCUUAUACACGAUGAUGUUCAUAUGUAAGAAUAAAUUAAAUUG
Pieris napi is the source of this 2560-nucleotide messenger RNA. RefSeq names its product hepatocyte nuclear factor 6 (gene onecut). NCBI's taxonomy places the organism in Eukaryota, Metazoa, Arthropoda, Insecta, Lepidoptera, Pieridae. Gene Ontology annotation, cellular component: nucleus. The record is from RefSeq and is a predicted model, not a curated record. The transcript has 4 exons. Bases 54 to 1157 code for a protein of 367 amino acids. Gene Ontology annotation, biological process: regulation of transcription by RNA polymerase II. Gene Ontology annotation, molecular function: DNA-binding transcription factor activity, RNA polymerase II-specific; RNA polymerase II cis-regulatory region sequence-specific DNA binding.